CCCAACACUGCAAACGAUGCCUUAAUUUCCUUCUCAUCAAACCCGACACAUGCACUGCGCGACACUGCUGAGCUACUCGCAGGUGCCCGCCCUCAUGACCGCAGGUCGACGUUCAAUUUUCUGGAAGAAGACGGAUGGAUGAUGGGACCUAAUCAUCGGCUCUUAUUCUGGGUACCACCCGCUUCUCGAGAAACAUUUAGAUAUAAUCCUCGGAAUGCAUUAGUGAUGCCCGAAGGUGGUAUUGAGCUUGACUUGAGCUGUAUGGCACAUGGCAUGUGCUGGCACGACUGCUAC
Molecule: messenger RNA, 294 nt
Organism: Suillus discolor
Lineage: Eukaryota; Fungi; Basidiomycota; Agaricomycetes; Boletales; Suillaceae
Exons: 1
Source: RefSeq, a predicted model, not a curated record